AUGCCACCUCAGGAUUUACUGGUUCAGUCCGUCAAUAUGACAUCCAUAAAACUGGACCUGACAGCGUGGAGUUCAGCUGGGUGUCCAAUUAAUUUUUACACCGUUAAAUAUCGAUUAUAUGGCGACACACAAUGGGUUGAAGUAUCGAAUCACGUUGAUGGAAACAUGACAUCUUUUACUGUUCAGGAUUUACGCCCUGCAACUUGGUACGUCAUGAAAAUGACAGCUCAUAAUGAGGCUGGAUCAACAGACAGUUUGUUAAAAUUUGGAACUCUUACUGACACUGGCAGCACCAUUUUGCCGCUGUUCGUCGUCCAUCGUAAGGAGGGGAAAUUUUAUGAGAAGAUCUACGUCAUGUUACCCUUAUGCACCGGUAUAGUGGUCAUCUUAAUUGCCGCCGUAGCACUUCUCCUGUGGUGCCGGAGACGCAGUGAAAGACUUCGGUUUAAAGAGUUUCACCUUCCCAAAACGGCUUCAAACCUUCGUCUAGACAUCACAGCGGAGACGUCACUCAUGAACGAUUUAGACAAACGUCUUAAUCUAGAUAUGGACAGCGGAGGAGGUACGCUGGAACCCUACGGCAAACACAACGUAAACUUACGGACCACUGGUCAAUCGGAAGAGGUGGGCAGUUGUGGAGUGGCAGGUGGUCAGCAUGGAGCCACAGGAAACCACCAUACCUCGUGGUUGCUCCACGCGACCUUUCCUGGCCGGACGGGCACUAACAAGACUGCUAGUGUCCCCGGUUCGCCCAGUAGAUCAGGUAUCCCUUCACGUUGCUGGACGUCAUCUAAAUCUUCAUACACCACCACCACUACAUCCGCUACAUCUCGUUAUCUCAAUUACGCCGUUCCCAAAACCGACUUCCGUUCUUCGCUUCACGCCACCCUUACUAAAGACUCUGCAUCUGCGUACACUGACGUCGAGAUCGACAAGUGUGAAAAGCUUUUAGGGCCUCCCGUUUCCUCUUCUUCUUCCUCCUCAUCGUCGUCGUCACCCCGUUUCCCGAUAUUGGGCAUCGUGCGUCGCUGGCCACCCGUGUCGGCCACCUCGGGGUCUUACUCUCCGUCGGCGACUGCGACCCGUUUUUCGCAACGUUAUGCCGCUAAUAUUCGCAAUCAGCCUUCGCUUCGUUCGCACAGAUGCACUUCGAGACCCCAAAGUACACAUAACGCUUUCGCCGCUUCUUAUGACUUCUUCUGUACGUUCCUUUUUUUACCCGUUCUCAUAUUGCGUCCUUAUAUCGUUUUCAACCUUUCACAGAGUAGUUUUAUCAAAUCACGCUCUCGCAAUCACUACGUAGUCACUAAUCACUUAAAUACUAAGUUUUUCAACCAUUUGCAUUUGUUACUAUGCUCUAUGUUGGUGUCAUCGUCACUUUUGUCCCAUUUAUAUUGA
This is a messenger RNA of Acanthosepion pharaonis, 1398 nucleotides long. NCBI's taxonomy places the organism in Eukaryota, Metazoa, Mollusca, Cephalopoda, Sepiida, Sepiidae. The record is from the annotation of a GenBank genome assembly.